Molecule: messenger RNA, 3500 nt
Organism: Tachysurus vachellii
Lineage: Eukaryota; Metazoa; Chordata; Actinopteri; Siluriformes; Bagridae
Gene: pitrm1
Product: pitrilysin metallopeptidase 1
Exons: 27
Coding region: 169-3243 (1024 amino acids)
Biological process (GO): protein processing
Cellular component (GO): mitochondrial matrix
Molecular function (GO): metal ion binding
Source: RefSeq, a predicted model, not a curated record
GGAUUUUGUUCAACUGAGCAUGCGCGACUGUGACAGCGUUGGGCAAGAAAGGACUUCGAUGAUGAUUUGUACGAUUGUAGCUUAAACCGUUCAUAUUUGUUAAAUGUGUAAUUGUGAUUUAAUUAGCAUAUAGAGUAUUUUUAGACACACAGGAUUUGAGCAUCCCCAAUGCUUCGGCAAGCUAGAAAUCUUUUAUCCUUUAGUAGGAUUAAGGGCCAGUAUGCAUGGAGACCAAAGAGCAGCUCUGCCCCGGAUCGAGCUCUGCAGUAUGUGGUAGGCCAGAAGAUCCAUGGUUUUACCAUACAAGAGGUAACUCCAGUGCCCGAUCUGUUCCUGACGGCAGUUAAACUCAGUCAUGAUGUCACGGGAGCUCAGUUUCUACAUGCAGCAAGAGAUGACUCCAAUAACCUCUUCAGUGUACAAUUUCGUACCACACCCAUGGACAGCACAGGAGUUCCCCACAUCCUAGAACACAUGGUUCUGUGUGGCUCUCAGCGUUUCCCGUGCAGAGAUCCAUUCUUUAAAAUGCUGAAUCGAUCUCUCUGCACCUUUAUGAACGCCUUCACAGCUAGUGAUUAUACAAUGUACCCAUUCUCCACUCAGAAUGCCAAGGAUUUCCAGAACCUUUUAUCCGUCUACCUUGAUGCCGUUUUCUUCCCCUGUUUGCGAGAGCUGGACUUUUGGCAGGAAGGCUGGCGUUUGGAGAACGAGCAUCCUACAGACCCAUCGUCUUCACUGAUGUUUAAAGGAGUGGUUUUUAAUGAGAUGAAAGGAGCUUUUUCGGAUAAUGAACAAGUGUAUGCACAGCACUUGCAGAAUAAGCUGUUACCUGAUCACACAUACUCUGUGGUGUCAGGAGGUGAACCUCUCGCCAUACCCGACCUCACAUGGGAACAACUGAAAUGCUUUCAUGCUACACACUACCAUCCCAGCAACGCAAGAUUUUUUACUUAUGGUGACAUGCCAUUGGAACAGCAUCUGAAGCAGAUUCAUGAGGAGGCUCUGUCCAAGUUUAAGAAAACAAAAAUAAACACUGCAGUACCAGCGCAAAGCCGAUGGGACCAGCCAAGGGAAGCUCAUGUGAACUGCAGUCCUAAUACAUUGGCUCCAGAUCCAGCUAAACAGAGCACACUGUGUGUCAGUUACCUGUUGUGUGACAUCACAGAUCCGUUUGAGGCUUUUACUCUCAGUUUUCUGUCUUCCCUGAUGAUCUCUGGCCCAAACUCUCCAUUUUACAAAACAUUGAUUGAACCCAAGAUUGGCACUGACUUCUCUUCUGUAGUUGGGUAUGAUGGCAGUACCAGGGAGGCCUCCUUUAGUAUUGGCUUGCAGGGCACAGCGGAAGAGGACACAGAGAAUAUUAAGCAGAUCAUUAGCCAAACCAUCGAUGAGGUCAUAGAGAAUGGCUUUGAAGAGGAGCGGAUUGAGGCAUUAUUACAUAAAAUUGAGAUUCAGAUGAAGCACCAGUCUACCAACUUUGGCCUGGCCCUUGCCUCUUAUAUCGCAUCUUGCUGGAAUCACGAAGGAGACCCAGUGCAAUUGCUGAAGAUCAGUGACACUGUCUCUAGGUUCAGACAGUGUCUGCAUGACAACCCUCACUACCUACAGGACAAAGUCCGGCACUAUUUUAAGGACAACACACACAGGUUGACAUUGUCCAUGAGUCCAGAUGAACAGUAUCUGGAGAAACGGAAAAAAGUGGAGCAUGAAAAACUCCAGCAGAAAGUACAAGAUCUCACUGAUGUUGACUACAAAGCUAUCUAUGAAAAAGGUUUACAGUUGCUCGCUGAGCAGAGCAAAACUCAGGACACUACCUGCUUACCUGCUCUAAAGGUGUCUGACAUUGAACCCACUAUACCACACACUUCUGUACAGAUGGGUACUGCAGGAGGAGUUCCCAUUCAGUACUGUGAGCAGCCCACUAAUGGCAUGGUGUAUUUCAGGGCUAUGUGUAACCUCAACACCUUGUCAGAGGACCUGAAGAUCUAUGUCCCCCUUUUCUGCAGUGUUAUCACUAAGUUGGGCUGUGGGAAACUGGACUAUCGGCAACAGGCCCAGCAGAUGGAGCUGAAGACCGGUGGCAUGUCUGUGACUCCGAAGGUCAUACCAGACACAUGUGACCUUGACAUGUAUGAACAGGGCAUUCUCCUUACUUCAUCCUGUCUUGAGAGGAACUUGCCUGAUAUGUUCCACCUUUGGAGUGACAUAUUUAACUGUCCUCAUUUUGAUGAUGAGGAGAGGCUGAAGGUGUUGCUGAUGUCAUCAGCUCAAGAGUUGUCCAAUGGGAUUUCAUAUUCAGGUCACGUUUAUGCAAUGACACGAGCAGGGCGCUCGCUCACACCUAGCGCUGAUCUGUACGAGACCUUCGCUGGUAUGGACCAGGUAAGCUUCAUGAAGAGAAUAGCAGAGAUGCCUGAUCUGACACCAGUUUUAAGGAAGCUACCCAGAAUAAAGAGACACAUUUUGAAUCCAGAUAAUAUGAGGUGUGCAGUUAACGCAACUCCUCAGAAAAUGACCGACGCCGCAGAUGAGCUGGAGAGGUUUGUGGGUGGUAUAUCCUCUAAGAAGAAGGAGCGGAAAUCUGUCAAAGCAGUUGUUGUUGAGAGACCAUUGGAUCCUCAGGCUCCUGCUCAGUCUGUUGCUAGUCGCUACCUUGUCUCUGAGGCUUAUUUUAAGCCAUGUCAGAUGAAGACUUAUUUCGAAUUUCCCUUUUCUGUGAACUUUGUCAGCGAGUGUGUGCGCACUGUCCCCAUGACACACGAGGAUUAUGCCAGUCUGUGUGUUUUAGGAAGGAUGAUGAGUGCUAAGUUUCUACAUGGAGAAAUCAGAGAGAAAGGUGGGGCCUAUGGAGGAGGAGCAAAAGUAGGAAGAGAUGGUCUGUUUGCCUUUUACUCGUAUAGAGACCCUAACUGUUCUCAGACACUGGAAGUGUUUCGCAGUUGUGUGGGUUGGGCUCAAGAUGGUAGGUUUACAGAGCAGGAUGUGGAUGAGGCCAAACUGUCCGUCUUCUCCGCUGUAGAUGCCCCAGUUGCUCCAUCAGACAAAGGUUUGGAGCUUUUUUUGAAUGGGAUCACUAAUGAAAUGAAACAGGCUCACAGAGAACGACUCUUUGCUGUCACACACAAAAACCUUAUUGAUGUGGCUAACCGGUAUCUUGGCACUGGGCAGAGGACACGUGGAUCUGCAGUUUUGGGUCCUGAAAAUGAGAGUAUUAAAAAGGACCCAUCCUGGGUUGUGAAGUAGGCACAACAAUUUUGUGCUUCAACAUCAACUAUGAUUACACAUACAUCAACAGUGAGAUGUGAAUUACUUGUAGUUUUUUUAUUCACAGAUAUUUUGCACAUUGUGACUAAAUUAUGUGCCCUACAUGUUACAUGUAAACGCUAAAGUAUUUAAUAGACGUGAUUUAUUAUUUGAUGUGACUCCUGAAAUGAUGUGUAACCUUGCUGUUAUCUGUCCUUAUGCAUCUUCCUACCCAAAUAAAGUGGCUUUAUUAAUAA